AUGGAACAGCAGCCGAAGCCUCAAUUGGAUGCAGGAGUGGUCUACCGCCUUCUGCCGCUCACCGUGAGCCACGACGAUGCUCAGCGCAAGCCCGCCGAACAGCAGCUGCUGGCCUACGAGUCCUCCAUUGUGGCAAACAAGACAGUGCCGCAGGAGCUGCGCUUCAUCGCCGUCAUCGCCCUCAAGAACGCCGUCUCCAAGAACUGGAAGAGCAAAGAGUCGAUACCUGAUGCCGAGAAGGACGUGAUCAGGGAGCAGGUUCUACGUCUCUUCAACGAGGAGAGCGGACAGGGCAGCGCCCUGGAGAAGCUGCGAGCGCUCCAGGCAUUCCAGAAGGUCGUCAGGGCGCUCGCCUCCAAGCGCCUGGCUCGCCACCGCCAAGAGUUUCAGCAGAUUGGACCGCAGCUGUUCGUGCUGUCCGCACAGCUGUGGUCCACCAACGUGGACGCUCUGUUGACGGCGCUCACCAACUACAACGCCAAGACCAUUUCGGCUCAGCAAUUGGAAGCGCUCAAGCCCUCGGCCGAGAUGGUGGUCCACUCGCUUAAGGUCAUCACCGAUGUCACGCUCCACGGCUUCAACAAACUGAAGGACCCCAACCUCCUCAACUUCCUCCACUUCCUUCUCGUGCGCCUUAAGAACUUUGCCGAGUGCCAUUCGGCGAUGCCAGACCAGCCCCUCGACGAGCUGGUGUGCAAGUGGAUGCAGCUCACGGUGAAGCUGAUCAUCCAGCUGCAGCAGGAGAAGCCCAACGCCUUCCGCAAGCACUUCCUCGCCGAGUACCUCGACUACUUCCACUCGGCUGUGAUCAACCACAUCGGGGUCCCCUCGGCUCCUCGUUUCCCUGAGCGCUUUGUGGUGAGCUGCAUGGUCUUCAUGAGGAACGUGCUCGUGCAGACGCAGUACAAGGUGGUCACCAAGAAGCAGGUGGCCAACGAGAACGUGAUCGAGGCCAACAAACUGCUCGCAUCGCUCUUCACCCCCGACGUGCUCCUCAACCUGUGCAAGGUGCUGAUCACCCGCUACUUCGUCCUCACGCCCGAGGAGCUGGAGGAGUGGAAGGACGACCCCGAGGAGUUCAUCCGCGAGACCGAAUCCGAGUCGGUGCAGGACAACCUCAAGCCAUGCGCGGAGAAUCUCUUCCUGGCGCUGCUCCAGCGAUACGGCGACGGGGAGUCGUUUGCGCUGUCGGGCGCCCUGGUGCAGCUCCUGACCCAGGCCAUCAAAGAGAGCGAGGGCAAGGAGGGGCUGGAUGGCCUGUUGAUGAAGGAAACGUGCUACCGGGCCAUCGGCCUCGGCGCCUUCGACUUCUACGAUCACGUUGACUUCUCCGCGUGGUUCACCAACCAGCUCGAGAAAGAGCUCCGAGCCGAGCUGCCUCCUCUCCCCAAGGCGAUUUUGAGGAGGCGCAUUGCGGCGCUGGUUGGUGAAUGGGUGAUGAAGGCACCGCAGGAGCUGCGACGACCCAUCUACACCGCCCUCCUUCCACUUCUCCACGAGAGCAACGAUAUCGUCGUCCGUCUCACGGCUGCCAACACCCUGCGUCUAUUGGUGGAGGAUCUGAACUUCUACGCGGAGGUGUUCAUGGAGUUCCUGGACGGAACGAUCAACCUCCUCUUCAAGCUGCUCGUCGACCUGAAGUCCAUCGACUCCAAGCUCCAGGUCCUCAACGUCAUCUCCUCGCUCAUCACCCAAAUGGAAGAGCGGAUCGAGGGCUACCGAGACCUCAUCCUCCAGUGCUUGUCGGAGUUGUGGAAGCUCUCCAAGGACCACCACCUCCUGCAAAGCUCCAUCGUGCGCACGCUCGCCAGCCUGGUGAAGAGUGUUCGCGGAGGCGGCGAUGCGUUCUAUCGGUUCGUGGUGCCGCUCAUCCAGUACGGCACGGACGUGAACUCGCCUCAGGCGCUGUAUCUGCUGGAGGACUCGCUCGAGCUGUGGGCCGAGGUCCUCAAGCAGGCCGCGGCCAUCACCGACGGCCUGCUCCAGAUCUUCCCCAAUCUCCACACUACCCUCAUGUCCAACUUCGACCACAUCAAGAUCUGCACGCGGAUCUUGGACAGAUACAUUUUGGUGGGCGGCUCGCGCUUCCUGUCGAUGUACAUUCAGCAGGUGGCGGCCCUGUUCGAGGCCACCAUCGGCAACCUCAAGGACGAGGGCACCAUCCUCGCGCUCAAGCCGCUCGACACCCUUAUCCAGCUCUACGCCGCUCAGGCUCUCCCGCUGCUGCAGAACACGUUGCAGCGCAUCUUCUCGCUGGUGGUGGCCCUGCAGAAGGAGAACGAGUGGAGCCGGGCCACGGUGUACUACCUGUCCAUUUUCGCGCGGGUGCUGGUCCACAAUCGGCCCUUCUUCUUCGCCUUCUUCCAGCAGCUCUCCGCCCAGGCUGGCCAGAACCUCUUGGCUCCCCUCGUGGACUUCUGGGCCGAGAAGGCGGACAGUAUGAGCGAAGCCCACAUGCGAAAGCUGACGGGCCUGGCCCUGUGCCUGCUGCUCCCGACCAACGAUCCUCAGCUGCUGCAGCGCACGCCUCUCAUUCUAGGCGUGGUCACCUCCGUGCUCGCCGACACGCACCAAAACCCAUUCGAGAACCUGGUCGUGACCACCGAUGACGAGACCGCGGCCACCGAACUCAUUCGACAAACGCAAGCGAUGUACCGCAAGGACCCCGCCAACAGCACGAACCUGCGCACCUUCUGCCUCGAACGCCUGCAGGAGGCCGCUGAGCUCAACGGGCAGCAGAACUACCAGGCGCACGUCCUCUCCACCGUCGACCCGGUCAUCCUGGCCAGCCUCCAGGCCCCGCCCGCCGCUCAGCAGGGCCAGUAG
Acanthamoeba castellanii str. Neff is the source of this 2826-nucleotide messenger RNA. Its product is annotated as Importin beta domain containing protein. The coding region runs from base 1 to 2826 and encodes 941 amino acids. NCBI's taxonomy places the organism in Eukaryota, Discosea, Longamoebia, Acanthamoebidae. The record is from RefSeq and is a predicted model, not a curated record. The transcript is spliced from 19 exons. Gene Ontology annotation, cellular component: cytosol; nuclear envelope. Gene Ontology annotation, molecular function: small GTPase binding. Gene Ontology annotation, biological process: protein import into nucleus.